Messenger RNA from Racocetra persica, 625 nucleotides. Lineage: Eukaryota; Fungi; Glomeromycota; Glomeromycetes; Diversisporales; Gigasporaceae. The record is from the annotation of a GenBank genome assembly.
AUGGAACUUAAGGAACUUUGGGAAGAAUUUAAACGUUACUUUUAUUAUGGAACACUUUUCAUAGCAACUUAUACUCUCAUAUCCGACUAUACUUUUCUUUCGACAUUGAUUAAUUCAACAAGUGCGAUGUGUCAGGCAUUCACAAAUAAUACCCUAAUAAAUAAUAUUAUUCCUUGGGAAGAUGCAAACCUUUCGCGUUGGAACUCUACGAGUUUAUUUCGUUAUAAAUUUAAAUCAAGUAAUUAUGAUGAUUACAUAAUUGUCAUACCGGAUGUGAACAUGACCAUUUAUAAUCUAGAUUACUUUACAGUUAAUUAUGGCUCAUAUCAAAGUAGUUUUGGACUAGAUCAUUUUAAUUCUUACAGUGGUAUAGUAGGCACUGCAACCAUUAAUAACACGAAUAUGUCUAUUCCUCUCGUUAUUCCUGUUGCCACUGCCAAUAAUAAUAGCUUUUCGAAACAUACUAGUUAUUUAAUUAUUCGUGAAGGAUAUAAAAGCCCGAAAUCAAUAUGUCGGGCAUCGAUACCAAAUUGUUACGUAAAUGAUGUAAUAAACUUUCCCCUUAAUAAAAUUGAUAUAAAUACAUCGUCAACAGAUAAUUCCGUUGAGUUCUAUGACUUCGAUG